AAAAAAAUUGUAAAAAAUUAUAUAGGGUGAAAAAUUAAAAACCAAAACAAAAAUAUAAGUUUUACUGCAAGGGAAAAAAUUGUUUAUCAGCGCAUUAACAAGGCACACAAUCAAUACGCACAAGAAAGCCUAUAAGACGCGAUAAUAUAUGAAAACAAAAAAAAAAGGAAAACGGGAAACGGAUGAGAAAAUAAAAACUAAAUGCAAUCCAAAAAAAUUUAAAAAGAGUAGAAAUAUUAAGUGUAUGAAUGCUUUUCCAAAGUCUUAGGAAUAACUAAAUUCCAAGCUGUACGAAUUAAUUGGCUGGCGAAGAGGAAAUAACAGCAAAGCUGGCUAUAGCAAAUUUUUUGAGCAGCAUGUCGGAUGAUGAAGAGGAUGAAGUUACCGAUUUGAAGUUGCAAAUCUUCCACAACACUGUACGAGAGCACAUAAUCUUUCUUUUAUUAUUAAUUGUACUCUAUAUUGCUUCAUAUGUUUUAAUAUCACGUUUUCGACGCAAAGAUCGUGAUGAUGUAUUUUCUAACGAUGAAGAUGAAUUGUUAGUCUAUCGCAUAAGCUCAUGGCUUUGUAUUUUUUCAAUGGCGAUAGCAGUGGGAGCUGCUCUUUUAUUGCCCGCUUCGAUAGCUAGUAACGAAGUAUUGUUACUUUAUCCAAGCAGUUACUAUGUUAAAUGGUUGAACAGUUCAUUGAUACAAGGUCUUUGGAAUCACGUUUUCUUGUUCUCCAAUCUCUCGCUGUUCAUCUUUUUACCCUUCGCUUAUUUAUUUACUGAAUCGACCGGCUUUUCCGGUCACAAGAAGGGCAUUAUAGCCCGCGCUUACGAGACUUUUACAGUAUUUAGCUUAUUGGCUACCGUAGUUUUCGGUUUCACUUACGUACUUUCCGCUGUCUUGGAUCCAGAAAAAAUUGGCUUCUUAUCAUUACUGAAUUUGGGCAGCGUUCACUUACCUUUCUUGUAUUCAUGCGUUUCAUUUUUGGGUGUGCUACUGCUCCUCGUGUGCACUCCAUUCGGUUUUGUUCGACUUUUUGGUGUAGUCGGUCAAGUUUUAGUUAAACCUCAUUUGUUGCGCGAUGUCAAUGAAGAGUACAUUGCCUUUCAUCUGGAGGAGGCCAGUGUUAAACGUAAACUGGCCAAUUUGCAAUUGCAAACGAAUACCGUUAGUAAAUGCUCGAACGGUUCAACAGUAGUCCUGUGCUAUAGCGAUGCCCAAAUUUAUGAGGCGCCGCAGACAUCAACGAAUAAUAAUAAUUUUAAUGCACGUUAUGAAGCCAAUGGUGGUCAUAAUUUUAGCAACUAUUACGCACAUUACAGUCAGCGUCCUUCGCUUGUUCAUCUCAUGCAACGUAAAUCGAGGAAUGGCGAGCUAAUUCAUGAACAUCAAGCCAAAUUAAAUGAAAGACUGAGAGAAUUGGAGUCUGAACGCAAAGAGCUGGAAAAGUUGCGUAAAUCGUCAGCUUUUCAAAGAAAUUUCGUAUAUCCAUUGGCUAUGCUGCUCUUGCUGCUCUUUACCGGCAUUACUAUACUGUUGGUGGUGCAGAACACCUUAGAAUUGCUAAUUGGUAUUAAGGCUUUACCGUUAAGCACCAGGCAAUUUACGUUGGGCAUAACUUCGUUAUCGAAAUUAGGUCCCCUUGGGGCUGGCCUCGAAGUAUGCUUAAUAUUUUAUUUGGGCGCUACGUCAGCAGUGGGAUUUUAUACGAUGCCCUUUAUGAGUCAGGUACGACCGCAGCGGCGUAAAACCUCGCUAUCACAGUUAAUAGUCAAUUGCGCUUUGCUCUUGAUUCUAAGCUCUGCCUUGCCUUUGCUCAGCCGCAUUAUCGGUAUCACCAACUUUGAUUUGCUAGGAGAUUUUGGUGCCAUCGAAUGGUUGGGAAAUUUCCAAAUUGUUUUACUUUACAAUUUGGUAUUUGGCAUCACCACAGCUCUAGUUGUGGCGAAUAAGUUUACAGCUACGGUGCGACAAGAGUUAUGCGCCCGGUGCAAUUUUUAUGUUAUAAUAAGAGAAGUUAGUUUCGUUGCACUCAGCAAAAUACGAAGAAUUCAAGGGGAAGAAAAGUAUACGGAUCUGCGUUUUCCCAUCCUAUUGGAGAUGUCCUAAAAGUAUGUUACAUCUAUUGUAGAUGGAAGGCUGAGGGAACCAUGAAGGCGACAAAUUACAUAAAUCUUAAUCUUAUCCUUAAAAGAAAAAAAUACUCAGGUCUCCUUAAAAAGAGUUUGGAGCCUUUUUUCCCUCCAACUUGCACAAUAAAGUCGCUAUCGACUUGAAUUUUACAACGGCACCCGCACAAGCCCAUCAUGUCAUUUAUUCGUCAUGUGUUUGUAGUAAGCACCAAAUUUUCUGAAAUUAACGCGACUCAACUCGAUGUUGCUCACAACUUGAUGUUUGCCAUUGUUUUCUUUCCGAGGACGCAAACGAUUCAUAAAUGUGACCAAACCUAGAAAAAAGCAACAACAAAAGAACACAUUUUCGUUGUCAUUUUAUAACUGAUGCAUUUUUUGUUUUUUUAUCAUAAGCCUACAAUGCACUGGAAUUUAUGAUUAAGUUUUUUAUGAUUCUUUUGUACCUAAGUCAAGUGACUGCAAUAAAAACCUGAAAUUCCGAAAUCA
Messenger RNA from Glossina fuscipes, 2608 nucleotides. RefSeq names its product protein Lilipod (gene lili). Gene Ontology annotation, molecular function: transmembrane signaling receptor activity. The record is from RefSeq and is a predicted model, not a curated record. Gene Ontology annotation, biological process: signal transduction. Bases 357 to 2099 code for a protein of 580 amino acids. The transcript has 9 exons. Lineage: Eukaryota; Metazoa; Arthropoda; Insecta; Diptera; Glossinidae.